Messenger RNA from Erinaceus europaeus (western European hedgehog), 1077 nucleotides. RefSeq names its product histone H1.8-like. The coding region runs from base 100 to 1077 and encodes 325 amino acids. The transcript has 5 exons. The record is from RefSeq and is a predicted model, not a curated record. NCBI's taxonomy places the organism in Eukaryota, Metazoa, Chordata, Mammalia, Eulipotyphla, Erinaceidae. Gene Ontology annotation, biological process: nucleosome assembly. Gene Ontology annotation, cellular component: nucleosome. Gene Ontology annotation, molecular function: DNA binding.
GUGGGCUCCACCUCCCCAGGGCCCAUCAGGGAGGGUGGGGCUGCAGCUACUUACCUGGGCAGGCCAGGAGGGAGGCACACCUGGAGGAGGGGGCCAGCCAUGGCGGCCCGGAGGAGCAGCGCCAUCCGGUCCUCUGUGGCCGCCAACACCCUCCAGCCAGGCCAGCGUGCCCCCUGCAGUACCCCCUGCUCUCGCCGCCACCCCCCGGUGCUUGACAUGGUGCUAGAGGCUCUGCAGGCGGCUGACCCACGCAGGGCCACGUCGGCGGCGGCCAUCAAGGUGUUCAUCCUUCAAAAGUACCCGACAGUGAACACACUACGUCUCCCACACCUUCUGCGCAGGGCCCUGGAUGCGGGCCUGAGCCGUGGACUCCUGGCACGGCCCCCCAACUCCAAGGCCCGGGGUGCCACCGGCAGCUUUAAGCUGGUGCCCAAGGACAAGAGGAAGGCCCAGCCCAGGAAGCCAGCCACCAGCUCAGUCAAGUGCCCCCGGAAGACUGCCCAGCCCAAGAAGGGGGCCCCCAGCACAGUCGGCGCCAAGGGGGUGCCCAGGAAGCCAGGGGAGGCUACCACGGCAAUCCGCAAGCCAGCACCCAUGGGGAAGGCCCCCAAGCAGCCCAGGAAGCCCAGUACAGCCCCUCCUGACCCUGGCCAGGCCGGUGGGGCACCUCGAAGGCCAGGGGGGCCAGGAGCAGCCUCCUCACUGUCCAGCAGAGCCAAGGAGAAGCCGCCCAGGAAGGGCCCCCCACUGUCGGGCCAGGCCUCUAAGGCUCCAUCCACAGGGAGGGUGAAGACCACAGGAGCCCAGGGCAGCAGCAAGAUCCAUGCUGGGAGUCAGGGCACCCAGGCCACCACCAGCAAGUAUGAGAACAGGGCGAGGAAGACACCCCCGGUCCCCAAGGAGGCCGCUGCUCGGGAUGCCGAGCUGGGGCCACAAGCCAAGGCCACCCUGGCCCCCAAGGAGCCAGCAGCUCCUGCUGGGAAGACCUCCCCACCCCGGAGCCCAAAGGGUUCAGGAGGCCCCCCGAAGUCCACGGCCCCCAGGGCCCCCAGCAGGAAGGCGAAGGCUGAGGGCUAG